GCCGAGCGUGCGGAGCUGGCGUGGGGAGACACGGCAGGAAAGGCGAGCCGGAGUGGGUGAUGAGAGGCCGGGAGAGCCCGUCCGAGCCGGAGAGACCGGAGAGAAGGGAGCGAGCGAGUGUGCGGCGCGCAAGCUGCCAGAGCCCGGGCGGAGUGCAGUGGCCUCCAAAGCCUUAGAGCGGCGCCCCAGUCACUGCAGCUCUUCACCCUAGAGCUGUGCCCUGGGACCACAGAGACCAAGAGCAUGGAAAUCGGCUGAGAGGUACAAAAGAAAUAAGGAACAGAUUACGAGAAAGCGGGGAGGGUUUCCUGGCGAAAUACGGAGGCUGAGCAGAUGGAGGAACAAUGCCGCCUCCAGAAGAAAACCCUUGCCUGAACCCUCGGCGGAGCGCAGAGGUGCUGCUUUCAGCCUUCUGCUCUCCCCAGGCCCUCCGGCUAGUUCUGGGGUUGGUUCCGCCUGUUAGUUUGACAGGGAUAAGAAAGUUGCUCUUCUUCCCCACAACGUUUCCUGCGAGGUGGUUUUCAGAUCUGUGUGGUUCCGGUCAAGAUGUCACUCCCUAGAUCCCCCGCGUUGAGCAACUAAUAUAUUAUGCAUUAUUGGGCAAUAAGCUCUCCUGGGAAGAGAAGGUAUUCCAAACAUUUAAACCGUUCUCCAUCGACGCCUGCCCGCCUCAACACAAUAUCUUACCUGUGAAGCUUGAGGCCACUCAAGUUCCAAAUUUGUGACAAAUCCCCCAGGGCUCACUGGAGUGGCAGAAAUGGAUCAAAUAAAAGAAUUAGUUGAUCUCCAGAAAACAACAACAACAAUAAAAACCUGCAUCCUUAUAGCAAAUGUAUUGAAUUUAUUGUACUUUGAAGUACUGCUGUUGCCUCAGGAUAUAGACCCGCAGCUAACUGGAUUUGAUUUAUAAGAGAGAAAACUACAGUCAAUGCCCACUCUUGCCACAUUGCUAAUAUGGAAAACAGAAUGUUGAAUAGGAUAUGGUCUGAUAAAGAGUAAUGAUUGAAGAUGCUGCUCCAAUACAUGUGAAAUCAAUGGGAGAUACCUGCUGUCUGAAGAUCUUUCAGAACUUUUCUCGACAAGCUCCCCUUUAAGAAAUCGGAGGUAUAUUCUACCAUUAUACAGUGUUUCUCAAGUGGAUAUAAAUACGUUUGCCUCACUGUAACCAGACAACUAGACACCUAAUGUGGGACCAUGGCACUGCCCAGAUGCAUGUGGCAAAAUUAUGUUUGGAGAGCAGUGAUGGCAUGUGUGGUACACAGGGGACUGGGUGCCCCAUUGACUCUCUGUAUGUUGGGAUGUUUGCUUCAGGCUGGUCAUGUGCUAUCACAAAAAUUGGAUGAUGUGGACCCACUGGUGACUACCAACUUUGGAAAGAUAAGAGGGAUUAAGAAGGAACUCAAUAAUGAAAUUUUGGGGCCUGUUAUUCAAUUUCUUGGGGUUCCAUAUGCAGCCCCACCAACAGGGGAACGUCGUUUUCAGCCUCCAGAACCACCAUCUCCCUGGUCAGAUAUCAGAAAUGCCACUCAAUUUGCUCCUGUGUGUCCCCAGAAUAUCAUUGAUGGCAGACUGCCAGAAGUCAUGCUUCCUGUGUGGUUUACUAAUAACUUGGAUGUGGUUUCAUCAUAUGUACAAGACCAGAGUGAAGACUGCCUAUAUCUAAAUAUAUAUGUCCCAACUGAGGAUGUAAAAAGAAUAUCCAAGGAAUGUGCCAGAAAGCCCGGCAAGAAAAUAUGUAGAAAAGGAGGUCCCCUUACAAAGAAACAGACAGAUGAUUUAGGUGAUAAUGACGGUGCUGAAGAUGAAGAUAUUCGGGACAGUGGGGGUCCCAAACCAGUGAUGGUGUAUAUCCAUGGUGGCUCAUAUAUGGAAGGUACUGGAAAUUUAUAUGAUGGAAGUGUCUUGGCAAGUUAUGGCAAUGUGAUCGUCAUCACAGUCAACUAUCGACUUGGGGUACUCGGUUUCUUGAGUACAGGGGAUCAGGCUGCAAAGGGGAACUAUGGACUCCUUGAUCUCAUACAAGCUUUAAGAUGGACUAGUGAAAACAUUGGAUUCUUUGGUGGUGACCCCUUAAGAAUCACUGUUUUUGGAUCUGGUGCUGGGGGUUCAUGUGUCAAUCUGCUGACUUUAUCCCAUUAUUCUGAAGGUAACCGUUGGAGCAAUUCAACCAAAGGACUUUUUCAACGAGCAAUAGCUCAAAGUGGAACAGCCCUUUCCAGCUGGGCUGUUAGUUUUCAACCUGCAAAAUACGCUAGAAUGUUGGCCACAAAAGUUGGUUGCAAUGUUUCAGAUACAGUAGAGUUAGUGGAAUGCCUACAGAAGAAGCCUUACAAAGAACUUGUUGACCAAGAUAUUCAACCAGCUCGAUACCACAUAGCCUUUGGACCUGUGAUUGAUGGUGAUGUAAUACCAGAUGACCCUCAGAUAUUGAUGGAGCAAGGAGAGUUUCUCAACUACGAUAUAAUGUUAGGAGUGAACCAAGGGGAAGGGUUAAAAUUUGUUGAAAAUAUAGUAGAUAGCGAUGACGGUAUAUCAGCUAGUGAUUUUGACUUCGCUGUUUCAAAUUUUGUUGAUAAUUUAUACGGAUAUCCUGAAGGCAAAGAUGUUUUGAGAGAAACCAUUAAGUUCAUGUAUACUGACUGGGCUGACCGUCAUAACCCUGAAACCAGAAGAAAGACAUUAUUGGCUUUGUUUACGGACCAUCAGUGGGUGGCACCAGCUGUAGCCACAGCAGAUCUUCACUCAAACUUUGGUUCACCUACGUACUUCUAUGCCUUUUACCAUCAUUGCCAAACAGAUCAGGUUCCAGCUUGGGCUGAUGCAGCCCACGGAGACGAGGUUCCCUAUGUCCUGGGAAUCCCCAUGAUUGGUCCUACAGAGUUAUUUCCUUGCAAUUUCUCCAAAAAUGAUGUGAUGCUGAGUGCAGUUGUAAUGACAUACUGGACAAAUUUUGCUAAAACUGGUGACCCAAAUCAACCAGUCCCUCAAGACACGAAAUUCAUUCAUACCAAACCCAACCGUUUUGAAGAAGUAGCAUGGACCAGAUAUUCCCAGAAAGACCAACUUUAUCUCCAUAUUGGAUUAAAACCAAGAGUUAAAGAACAUUACAGAGCCAAUAAGGUGAACCUCUGGUUGGAGUUGGUACCUCAUCUGCAUAAUCUCAAUGACAUUUCUCAGUAUACCUCUACAACAACUAAAGUGCCAUCAACUGACAUCACUUUCAGACCUACGAGAAAAAAUUCUGUACCUGUCACGUCAGCCUUUCCCACUGCCAAGCAGGAUGAUCCCAAACAACAACCAAGUCCAUUUUCAGUGGAUCAAAGGGACUACUCAACAGAGCUGAGUGUCACUAUUGCAGUUGGAGCAUCACUGCUGUUUCUGAACAUCUUGGCCUUUGCAGCCCUGUACUACAAAAAGGAUAAGAGGAGACAUGAUGUUCACAGGAGAUGCAGCCCUCAGCGCACUACUACCAAUGAUCUAACCCAUGCACAAGAAGAAGAAAUCAUGUCCCUCCAAAUGAAGCACACUGAUUUGGAUCAUGAAUGUGAGUCCAUCCAUCCACAUGAGGUGGUUCUUCGGACCGCCUGUCCCCCAGAUUACACACUAGCUAUGAGGAGGUCACCUGAUGAUGUUCCCUUAAUGACACCCAACACCAUUACAAUGAUUCCCAACACCAUACCAGGGAUUCAGCCCUUACACACAUUCAACACAUUUACUGGAGGACAGAACAAUACUCUGCCCCAUCCCCAUCCCCACCCCCAUUCACAUUCAACAACCAGGGUAUAGCCAGAUAACAGAAACAAACUAUUUUUUUGGUGGAUUGCAGUAAACGAUUACUGAAGAUUCCUUGGCUUUCAACCUACAAGACUUACUAUUUAAAUAAGGAGGAAUGUUAUGUGAAUAUACAUAUCAAGAAUUUUGGGGGUUUUGAAAAAAAUGAAUUGUGUAUAUACAAAUCAACUUUAAAAACAAAUUUCAAUUGCUUGAAGCAAUUGUGCCGAAUGAUACUUUUUCAUUCACAUUCAAGAAUUAAUUUUUUGAAGAUUUAAGUUACAUAAUGGAAUUAGGCAUGUGGAACACAAAACAGGAAAGAACUAUGUCUGAAAUAUAAAAAAUAAAAAUAAAAAAACUAUGAAUAUGCACAAGGGACACACCAAUGGAAUGUCAGAUAAUUUUCACCAGUUUUUAUUUGGAGCCGUUUUAUUGUGUAGACCAUAUUUACAUAUUUGGAUAAGUACACAAAGCGUCAAUGCUGUUAAUGGCCUUAGCAAAGGCUCAUGCUGAAAUUUGCCAGUAAAACAAAGAAGUUUAAAGACUGGCAGGUACAACAUUAUCACAUAAGUGCUGUCAGUAUAAAGUUGUGGGGAUAAAGGAAACUGGAUAUUUUUAGCACGAUGUGCAUGAUAAUUUAUAUGCUUGGUGGCUGUGCUGCUGAUUAAGCCGUAAUUAAAAUUCUUCUCAUCCCAUUGGAGUUUUUAAUAGAAGCUUCCUCCAUCAAUUGGCAGAACCUAAAGAUUUUAAGGGGCAAAAGUAAUUACAAUAAAAUAAUUCACAGUAGUUUCAAUAUAGAAGGAAUUAGUUAUUAAAGGUAUUUGAAGAAACUAUAGGUAUAGUGGUGAAUACUCGCUGAUAUGAAUCCCAGAAAAAAAAUUCCCUGUUUUCAAUGUUCUUUUCAUUCUCAUCUAGAUAAUUUAUAGAACUAUAACCCUAAUUGGACAUGUGGUACAGGAUCUAUAAGUUGCUGUGUUUUUUUUGUUACUCUGUAUUUUGUUCCUUUUGGUAAGGUGAAGUGUGUCCAAAGAGUUACUUGCAACAGUCUUUCAUGAUAUGAGGAUGUCCCAGUAUUAACACUCUGAUUAUAGUUCUGAGUUCAUUGAUUUACUUAUGCUGCAUGACAAAACGUUUACUAAUAACAAUUCAUUAUAAAGUUAUGUCCCUCUUUACAUCACUUAUCUUUCUCACUGAGGUUCAUUCACUGGAAUUUACUCACGCAAUCUCAGUAGAGUGCAACGUAGAUACAGAACCUAGGAGAGUCAACACCUGGAGGAUUUUAGUCUUACACAUACGUGUGAUUUUAAAUGAAUAUUCUCAGACCACAGGAAACUCUUCAUCCCCCUGUUGUUUACCAGUAACAGUAUAUCACAGACCUUUCCAAAUGUUUGUAUAUGUAAUCAGAUGUACAUUUAUAUUUAAAAAAAAAAAAUGAGAUGGACUUAAAGAGCACAUCCUGAUAAAUACUUUCUCUCUUACCUGUACUAUAUUUCUAUUAGACUAAAGUUAUGUGAUUUUUUUUUUACAUUUUUUCAGAUGACUAGCAAUUUUGAUAGUUUAUAAGAUAAUGCAAAGAACUUUCUCUGACAAACUAACUGCAGUAACAGAAACCUUUCUUUUCAGUUACUCUUUUUCAAGAAUGAAAGAUUAUUAUACAAAAAAAUUGUAUACUACUUGAUGGAACCAACUUUGUACAUCUUGGCCAUGUCACUGGUCAUUGUGUGAAAUAAAGAUAAUCUGGAUAAUGACUAUUAGUCCAAUGCUAAGAAACAUGAUCUUUGCUCAUUAAAGAGCUAAAAUGUUUAUUGCUGUUUUGUCUUUCUUUUUUCUAAAAAAAAAAAAAAAGAAAAGAAAAGAAAAAGAAAAAAAGGAAAAGAAAAACAAAGAAACAUGACUGUCUCAAAGAGUAAUUUUUCUAGAUUAGACCAGUCGGGUUUUUGAAGACACAUAGGUAACUUCCAUAGAAAACACAAACGUGUAUUUAAAGGCAAGUCUCAUCUAAGAUGAAACUCAUAAAACUUUAAUGUUAUGAAUUUAAAAGCUCCAGAAAUUCAUGAAAAAAAGAAAGAUUAGCUUUGUGUUGUUAAAUAUCUCUUAGGUACAGAUGUUGUAGAAAUAAAGUGUCAAUUGUUUUCAGUUAGAAACAUAAGUUCCACUUCUGGUCAUCAAGGAAAAGGUCUAUUGAAAAGAAAUGUGCAAUAUUUCAUGGAGUACAAAUAACUAGGAUCAUAAAAUGGGGGUGAUUAAACUACCAUAAAGUAAUGAAUAGAAAGUUGCCAUGCUAAGAGAAUGUAAACGUGCUGAGCAAGAUAUUAAACUGACACUAAAAGAUAAAAAUCUAUUUCAAGGAAUUUAUUUGAUUAUAAUCCCCCUCCCAAUUGUUAUCUAUCAAUGAAAUGUAUGUAUUCCUCCAUAAUUAAAAAAAAAAAAAAAACUCUGUUAGAAGCAAAAGUCUUCAAAAUCCAGAGUGAUCUACAUGCAGUUUUUGACUGAGGUGGUUAUGCUUUUAAACUGUGAACUGCCAGUGUACACAAAUAGAAAUAAUUGUUUAGCAUCUGAAGUAUUGUUCAAUUGGAACACUGUAUUUUACUGUAUUAAUUAAACAAAACACUAGAACAGAAUAGAAAUGACAGCAAAAUAAGAUAUGAAUGAAUACUUUUGUAUGCAUUGCUUCAUUUGGCAAAACCAAACAUUCUAUUAAAUAUUGUGUUUUAACGAUGGCCAUAUUUAUAGCUAUCUACCAAUCUAUUGCUCUGCAUUUAUCAAUCUACCUAUAUAUAGCAUAACUGUCAUCCUCUUUAUAUUAAUUUAGGAAAAUGAUUUCGGAAAACAAAAUAUAGCCCUAUUAUUUUCUCUAAAUUAGGGUAGAAUAACUUUAUGGAAGAUAAAGCAGCCUAGGUUUAAUAGCUGUUCACCAGUCACGUGAUAAAGUCAUUGUGAAUGAGUGUUAGUUGCUACUUUUAUAAUUUCCAGUCUCUAGUUUUCUGAAUAAAAAAGGAUGUUCCACAAUUACACAGAACAUUAAGAACUGUUUUUAAAGCUGAAACAUAAUUUUUACAUGCAAGAAAAAUAAAUACUGUUACUAAAUUUUAGAAAGUAUGUUGAAAAUGUGUUUAUUUAGAUAAUAAUUUUCUUUGAAAAACAAUGUAAGUAAAAAAUUAAAAUAAUAUUUUUGUCAUUAUUUGUUAAUUCAGAUUCUCCUGGCUCCGAUUAAAAAUUAGGCAAAGCUGCUUAUAAUUUAUAUAAAAAUUACACUAAAGUGAACUUUAUUUCAUUGUUUUGCUGUUAUAUAAAAUUUUUGCCAAAUGUUUACCAACAGAUUAAUGUUUUAGAGUAGGGUGUAGAAAAAUAAAAGUGACAGAUUUCAUAGUUUUAAAUCUUUAUUGAACAUGUUGACUAUGAACAGAAUCUAAUUGGCUACCACAGAUAUAUAACAAAGUUUAUUACUAACUUUAUGCAAAUUGGAAAAUAAUUUGCUAAAGCAUUAAAAAUAUCCAAUUUGGAGACAUCUUGCUGGCAACUCAAAGCAGAAAAUCUGAAUAUAUAUUAUUUUAUUCCUUAUUUCAGAUAUAAAAGUUGACUAAAAUGAUGCUUUAUUUCAGACUUCCUGAUCUGUACAUGAAAACAGCAACAACAUUUUAAAAAAAUUAUCAACUAUAUGUAGCACUAAAAAGGAAAACAGAUGACACUAAUUUUCUUACAGAAGUGAAGUGCUGAAACUAAAUUGUUAUAUCUAUAACAACAGUUUUUUCACCUCUUGGCACACUCAUCCUGACACACAUAUUAAUAUCAAAAAAGGAUACAAAGAAUGUGAGAAAUGUGUUCCAGCUUUAAAGACACUACCAAAUAGAAGUUACUGGGAUUCUUUUCUUUGGCGAGUUUCACUGAAAUACUUUCAAAGGGUGAAAUGAUGAACUGAAUUCUUAAGAAGCUAUCAAAUAUGGCAGCCUUUUGAUGUUAGUAAUUUUGUUUUCUUCUGUGUUAUUGGUUCAAAGUACUGGCCUUUUCCUUCAUUUCCAGUAAUUAGUUGGUAUAGACUAUCACUUUUUAAUGUGAAUGGGAAUUAGAUAAUUUAGUUAUACUUGUGAAAACAUGCUUCCAAACACAUUCAAUUAAUGGGCACUUCCCUGCUGAGAUUUUGUUAUCAUUCAUUUAAUUAUCUUGUCAAGCUUUCCUGUUACGACAAAUGUUUUAGCUUUCUGGUCAAUAAACUAAGGGAAUUUCUCCAGUAGCCUUAUACCUCUCCUGCACUUGAUCUGAUAGCAACAUACCCUUCAAAUUGCCAUCAGAAGUCUCUAAAGAAAUUUCCUACUGAUGUGAAACAUUUGGUGACCAACUUGAUUCUUUUUCAUAAGCAUUCUGAUUUGACUUUAUUCUGGCACUUUGCUGUAUUUGUAUGCAGGCCAGAAAUCAAUUCCAUUUGAUAAGGGUUGUAGAGAAUACAGACAGGAAUAACCACGUGCAGGGCUUAAGUGCCUUUUCCUCCUGAGAUUUUAUUUAUAAAACUUAGCUUUUUUUAAAAUUUUCAGAUUCUGAUAAUUCAAUUUAAAGAGUACAAUAGGAAGACUAUAUUAUAAAUUACCAAUAAGACAAGUUUAUUUAGACAUUUUUACAUUUAAUUUGAUUUUUAAAAUAAUAUCAGAUGGAUCUAAAUGGCUUCUGGGAAAGAUUGAGGUAAAUUUUUGAAAGUGACAAUUAUAUAGGCAUCUGGCUUGAUGGUACUUAAGAAUAAAAAUUUAAAUCUCUAACAAACUUUAAAAAUGUUCCAAAUAUUAAGUUUAAUUUAAAAGAAGUCUGAAGCUAUUAGAGAUAAUCAUAUAGUAGAUAGGUAUAUUUUUUUUUCUAGUCAGCUAUUACAUACACCACAUAGUAUAUAUACCCUAUAUACUAUAUGGUUUAUAUAACAUUUAUAGUGACCCUUUCAGACCCAUAUACUUACAAAUGACAUUGUAUAACUACCUACAUAUAUAUUAAUGUGACAGAAUUUAGUCCUCUAUGGAAAGUCAAACCAAAUUGCUAGCAGUUUUGAGUUGAAAUGAAUGAUAACAAUUAAAGCUUUUAAGAAAUUGGUAAGGGUACAGUAACAAAAACUCAGCAGAUAAAUGUAAAUCAGAGGGACCAUUUUUGAAUGCCAUUUUCAGAGUUGACAUCUAAACUAGAUGGUGUGUUUAAAAGGAUUUUAGUGGUUUUGAUUCAUCCUUUCUCUGCAUUCAUAUCAUUUAGCAAAUUAAUGGGACAUAUGUCACGGUUUUUGUGAAAAAGACCAUUGGGUUGUCAUGAUUCAGUUUGUGUUUGGACAUCUAUGGCUUUCGUUAAAAACAUGUUUAUUAUCAUGAAUAAAUAUUACCAUGUUUUCCAA
Messenger RNA from Cercocebus atys (sooty mangabey), 9130 nucleotides. RefSeq names its product neuroligin 1 (gene NLGN1). Gene Ontology annotation, biological process: synaptic vesicle endocytosis; presynaptic membrane assembly; modulation of chemical synaptic transmission. Bases 1195 to 3786 code for a protein of 863 amino acids. Gene Ontology annotation, cellular component: synapse; postsynaptic specialization membrane; cell surface. Gene Ontology annotation, molecular function: signaling receptor activity; neurexin family protein binding. The transcript has 10 exons. NCBI's taxonomy places the organism in Eukaryota, Metazoa, Chordata, Mammalia, Primates, Cercopithecidae. The record is from RefSeq and is a predicted model, not a curated record.